Molecule: messenger RNA, 993 nt
Organism: Eimeria acervulina
Lineage: Eukaryota; Apicomplexa; Conoidasida; Eucoccidiorida; Eimeriidae
Exons: 4
Coding region: 1-993 (330 amino acids)
Biological process (GO): tRNA splicing, via endonucleolytic cleavage and ligation
Cellular component (GO): tRNA-splicing ligase complex
Molecular function (GO): RNA binding
Source: RefSeq, a predicted model, not a curated record
AUGCCGCCUGCAGCGUGGAAGCGCGAGUUUGCGCCUGAACCUGCAGCAGCACCUGCUGCAUCAGGAGGAGCAGCAGGGGCUCCUGCUGCUGCUGCUGCUGCUGCUGCUGCUGCUGCUGCAGCAGCAGGUGGGGUUGUUAUUCCGACUAGUAUUAAGAGGAGGCUGAGGGUGCUGCAGUGUCCGCUGCCUGUAGGCGUGCAUACACCGCAGUUUGAAGAGCUUGUGCUGUGGCUAGAAGAGGGUUUUAUUCGCUGUCUCACAAGGCAGCAAAGAAGAGACAGACUCCUCCUCACUGCAGCAAACCAACAUACGUGGUGGCAGACAUUCACACAGUAUUUAGAUGAUGUGGGGCUGAGGAUAACAAAGCCUUUAAAAGACACUCCGGCAACCCGCUUGGAGUUGCUGCGGCUGCUGGUGCAGACAGCACUAAAGCUGCAUUAUGAAGACUCUGUUGCAGAAGGCGCCUUAAAGGGCGCCGACUCCAGUGACUCCCAGCAGCAGCAGCAGCAGCAGCAACAACAACAACAGCAGCAGCAGCAGCAACAACAACAGGAAGCCAACGCUACGGAGACACUGACAGCAAUACAGGAGCCUCUUGCUGCGGCUCUAAAAAGUUUGCAGCUGCCGCCGCUGCCGUCAGACGCUUCUCUUGCGGAGGCACUUGCUGCUCUUCAGGCAGUGGAGGCUCGGACUGCUGCUGCUGCUGCAGCAGCAGCAACGGGAGGGACAGCAGCAUCGGAGGAGCCCUUGUCUUGUGAGAAGAAGCGGCGUUUGCUGCUGCAGCUGCCGCUGCUGCUGGGGCCCCCCGGUGCUGCUGUUAUGAGUUGCGGUAUUCGGGGUGAGGGAGAGCAGCAGUUUGCUGCUGCGCUGCGGCUGCUGCACCUGCAGCAGCUGCAGCAAACACAAGACAGCAUUACUGAAGCAAUUGAGCGCAUGCAGCUCUUAACUGCUGACCCCAAAACAGACCACCGUCUCGCUCGCGUUGGAUUCUAA